Molecule: messenger RNA, 436 nt
Organism: Linderina pennispora
Lineage: Eukaryota; Fungi; Kickxellomycota; Kickxellomycetes; Kickxellales; Kickxellaceae
Exons: 1
Source: RefSeq, a predicted model, not a curated record
GCCAGAUAAGAGCUCCAAACAUCACCGCGGCAUGCUGGUGGGAAAUCAGUAUGGUGCAGCAUUAAAGUUUGUGGUUGCAUAUGUGCUCAGCGUCACCGUGUUCCUGCUCCACGGGUUGCAUUUCACCCAGUGUCUCCGUGUCCCCAGCCUAUCACCUCAUUUUCACACUUGGCUCCUGGCUCGUCCCUCGCCAGCCAGGCUGGCAGCCGCAUGUGUCUACCAAACACUCGUUCGAGGUACUGGCUGCAGGCUGUCACUGGGCGAUGGCCAGAGACUGUGCGACCACAGCAUUGUUCGAGCUCACUGGAGGGUUGUUCAUCCCAGCCCUUUGUUUUUCUCGUUUUUUGUCACUGAUGCGAACCGGAAGCGGCGAGCCCCAAGGCUGAACAUGCCUUUGCACAAUCCCCCGCCUGCCCGCCAACCUGCUCUUACCAAC